CUUCGUCCUCUGUUUUCAACCCAAAAGCACAGCAUUUCAUUUCAAUUUCCAAGCAUGGAUAAGAAGAAGAAGCAGAAGCACACAUGGAACAAAGCAAAACAGCAAUCGACCAUGGAGAAGAAGAAGAAAAAGAAGAAGAAGCAACAGCAGAAUGAGAAUCACAAGAGCAAGAGCAUUCACGACACUCUCCCUCUUGAGCUGAUUCACAGAAUCUUACUUAGGGUUCCGCUCAAACAUCUCGGUCGCCUCAAGUGCGUUUCGAAGCUUUGGAACACUCUCAUUUCCGAUCCACACUUUGCGGAAUCGCAUGUUCACCUCUCUGCCGCACCCACCCAUGUAUGCCUCUUCAUAAAUGACUACUCCAAGGCUUGCUCCGUUGACAUUGACGCAGUAUUUCACGGCUACAAGCAUGGUACUGCAGUAAAAGAGGCCAUCAGAAUCAGAAGAACGAUGUCAUACAAGGAAAGAGAACUAGGAGAGAAGGACUCAACAACAGAGACACUUAAUUAUGUUGUAAAUAAAGUGUAGGACCAGCAAGUUCAGCUGGAAGAAGCUUCUAGAGAAUUUUGUUUUAUUUUGAUUUUGCAUUAAAGUAUGAUUUUCUUUCCAACUAUGAAUGAAACAUUUGAAAGUGCAGAUACAGUUU
Arachis duranensis is the source of this 646-nucleotide messenger RNA. Its product is annotated as F-box/kelch-repeat protein At3g06240-like. The coding region runs from base 55 to 528 and encodes 157 amino acids. The transcript has 2 exons. The record is from RefSeq and is a predicted model, not a curated record. Gene Ontology annotation, molecular function: protein binding. NCBI's taxonomy places the organism in Eukaryota, Viridiplantae, Streptophyta, Magnoliopsida, Fabales, Fabaceae.